Molecule: messenger RNA, 1160 nt
Organism: Tarenaya hassleriana
Lineage: Eukaryota; Viridiplantae; Streptophyta; Magnoliopsida; Brassicales; Cleomaceae
Product: psbP domain-containing protein 4, chloroplastic
Exons: 6
Coding region: 65-862 (265 amino acids)
Biological process (GO): photosynthesis
Cellular component (GO): extrinsic component of membrane; photosystem II; photosystem II oxygen evolving complex
Molecular function (GO): calcium ion binding
Source: RefSeq, a predicted model, not a curated record
CAACCACAGCGAGACGAAGACGGCAUAUCUCGAUUUCGCGGUUUAGAUUCGUACCGGAGAGAGGAUGGAAACUUCGCUGCUCCGGUGUUCCGUGAGUUUUUCGGGCCAAAUUCUCCGGAGGAAACUCCAUCCUCACCACAAAGUAGAAGCUGUGAUCGCGAGAUCAGAAUCGAAUUCCGGAGGAUGCGAAGGCGAGUCGUGUGCUAGGGUUUUGAGCAGAAGGUUGGCAAUGGCGUCUGGAUUGUCACUGGUUUUGUCGACAGUUCUGGGGUAUCCGGGGGAAGGAUUUGCUGUCGUGAAACAGGGACUUCUUGCCGGGAGAAUCCCUGGUCUGUCUGAACCCGAUGAAGAAGGUUGGAGGACAUACCGUAGACCGGAUGAGAAGUCAGGAGGGCAUGGUGUUGGUUGGAGUCCCAUAAUCCCUUAUGCUUUCUCAGUUCCUCAGGAUUGGGAAGAGGUACCGGUAUCGAUAGCUGAUCUCGGUGGCACCGAGAUUGACCUGAGAUUCGCUAGCCCUAAAGAAGGCCGAUUGUUUGUCAUCGUGGCUCCUGUUCUAAGAUUUGCAGAUAACCUCGGUGAUGAUGCUACGAUCGAAAAGAUUGGACCGCCGGAGAAGGUGAUAAGCGCCUUUGGACCGGAAGUUAUCGGAGAAAAUGUGGAAGGGAAGGUAUUAAGUUCAAGCGUAGCGGAACACUCAGGGAGAACAUAUUACCAAUUCGAACUAGAGCCUCCUCAUGUACUGAUAACCGCAACUGCUGCUGGAAAUCGCCUUUACUUGUUCAGCGUCACCGGAAGUGGACUUCAAUGGAAGAGGCACUACAAAGAUCUGAAGAAGAUAGCCGACUCCUUUCGUGUUGUUUAGAAUCAGUCCUUGCAAGGCAGAUUAAUGUGGUCAAUCUUAUCCAAACUCGUGGAUAUUAUAAUGAUCGAUGGAUCGUGAGAAGUCGAGAGAGAGCCCUUCACUAGAGGGCAGGUCAGCAUACACUUCAAUACGCUUCUCUUUCAAUUGCUUGUUCCUUUUCCCAUCAUUAUCUUAAUUUCUGUUUUGUAAUUAAAAAAAAAACGUUAGUAAAAGUUGAAUUGGAGAAGAAUUGAAACGGAGAAAAUGGAAUGAAUAUGAUUCAUAAAAAAAAUGUUCGAAUAAAAUAAAUCAGAAAAUA